Molecule: messenger RNA, 1524 nt
Organism: Colletotrichum orchidophilum
Lineage: Eukaryota; Fungi; Ascomycota; Sordariomycetes; Glomerellales; Glomerellaceae
Exons: 2
Coding region: 1-1524 (507 amino acids)
Source: RefSeq, a predicted model, not a curated record
AUGGACUCUCACGACGAGUCACUGUUUGGCUCUCCGCCCACUUCACCAAAGUCGCAAUCCUACUUUGCCGUCAGAGAUCCAACCCCUCUCUUUCUGCCCGGAAUGAGCUCCAGUCCCCUGCCGAACGCCAACAUCGCUCCUGCGCAGGCGCAGAGCGCAAUCUCGAAUUCACCACUGCCUCACUUGUCUCCGCAGGCCCUGAGUACUGAGAACAACGCCUCGGAGCUUAGUUACGGACCAAAGACACCAGCACAGAGACUUCCUUCUCAGGAAACCUCGCAGGCGUCUUCCUCCCAGAUGCCAUCCACAACUCGACAAGCUCCCUUGUCCGCCAUCAACCCUGGUGUGGCUGUUCGUCUUGUCCCUACCUUACCACACUCGGCAGGCCCUCAGGUAGAGGCUCCUCUGCUCACUUCGCCAUUUUCAAUAGGCCGCAGUACCUUGCCUCCUUUGCCCGAAUCGCUGCUGCUUUCGCCCUCACCGACUGCCUCGAACGAAAUCGGAACACCCUCACCCUCAGGCAAUGGAUCUUUGGCCCCGAAGAAGUGUUCCAAAUGCCUCAAAUUCAAGCCACAGUCGGAAUUUAUUUCCCUCACUCACAUGGGCCUGACCAAGCACCGAAGCCAAUGCGAUGCUUGUCGCAAGAAGAGAAGAGAGUUAUCGGCUCGAAAUAAGCGUCGAAAACGGCAGGCUGAAGCUGAGGAUGAACAAGAGCCGCAACAACAGCAGCAACUUCCACAAGUCGUUAUGGCGCAAAGUCCUCUUCCGGGCUCAAACAAAGACCAAUUGCCUCGAUCUUGCCAUCCAUCGGAGUCAUUGGACAGUUCUGGACAGGUCACUCAACCAAGCCUCUUGGGUCACGGCGUCGCAACGCAGAGCACCAUGCUUGGUUUCGGAUCUACUGUGCAGCCAUUGAGAGACCACGCAGUUCCUCCCCAGCCUUUGAUCACCACCCAGCAUGCUCCUAUCGAUUUGACGUCCCCGAUCACUACACCCUUCACGGACUGGUCCCGAGCCCAUGGAAUUGAAUAUGUGAACUUCAACACCUCCUUCAAUUCUCCCCAUUUCAGCAUGCUAACACAGAACCUCCAGGGCGUCGAUCUGGAUGCUGACAUGGCCUAUCAUGGCCCGCAGUCGUCCGAGCAUCUCCUGUCGCCAAGCUCAGUCCUCCCGCAGCAGACUGGCAAGAAUACAGGAGAUGCUAAUGCACAGGCGAACAACGAGGACCUCUACAACAUUGUGAGCGUCAAGAUGCUUAAGACUCCCUUGACAAAAGGUGACAAGACUUCGGUUCUCGACCACGAGAGACAAAAGUUUAAGGAAGCUCGCCACAAGUGCCAGUGGAUGAAGAUGCAGGACGAUAAGACUGUGCAAGCGUACUGGGAGAAGAGACACGCUUCGGUUGUCCUUGGGCUUCUCGAGGUGCCUCCGCCGGACCUGCAGCCCUUCAUUGGAUAUUCGUAUACUGAGGGCUCUCAUCAGAACCUUUCUGGAGCGUACCCGGAUGAUCACAAUUGGCACUGA